Messenger RNA from Daldinia caldariorum, 2129 nucleotides. RefSeq lists its product as uncharacterized. The record is from RefSeq and is a predicted model, not a curated record. The transcript has 3 exons. The coding region runs from base 157 to 1716 and encodes 519 amino acids. Gene Ontology annotation, molecular function: protein binding. Lineage: Eukaryota; Fungi; Ascomycota; Sordariomycetes; Xylariales; Hypoxylaceae.
GUACCAGGUAUUGAUUCAAGCACGCCCAUUUUAGGUAAAUACCUUAAUACCUUACUAAGGUACCUUAGGUAUCCUACCUAUCCUACCUCUCAUCUUACCCCGUCUCAGCUAGUUUUCCCAAUUCAUCAACAAACUACAAUCGUGAAGCUUCACAUCAUGGAAGUUGACGAUAUAUGCCCCUUAUUAGAGAUUCCUCUCGAAGUUCUUCUUCAUAUAUCUUCCUACCUCACAACUCCAGAAUAUGGAAAUCUUCGCCUUGUCUGUCGACGAUUGGAAGUAUCUCUCCUCAAGGCAUUCACCCACGAGUUCUUUACCAAAAGACAGUUCAUGAUUAGCGAAUUUAGUCUCGGCGCGCUCCUAGAUAUCUCCAGGUCCAGAUUUGCAACCAGCAUCUCCUAUCUCAUUAUCAGUCUUGAGCGCCCGCCUACGCUACCCAGCCUACCAAUUCACAUGCAGGUAUUCUCCGAUGUUGAACAGGCGAUAGCAUAUAACAGGAUCCGUGCGGAAUUUAUGAGCCACCAGGCCCUAGUCACCACGGGGAGAGACCUCGAGCUUCUCAGUGAAGCUCUUUGCAAUCUACCCAACCUAAAGACAAUCGGAAUACGGGACUUCAACUCUUCUGGCCGAUACCGCGAUGGAGGAGACAAUUGCUGGCACGCUUACGGUGCCCCAACUUUCUUCCGCGAAACAAAUCAAGCUCUUGACCAACCGCGAUUCGCUCGUCACCUGGAUUCUGGCUUGAUAGAAUCACGUAUGCAGUACGUGUCUUACAUAUUUAGGACCAUGCUCCGAGCCCUAGGCAAGGCCAAGGAGACACAUGUCCGUACUCAGUCGGAGACCCAUGGCCCUGCUCGAUUUGAGGUAAUCCUUAGAUCUUGCCAUGUCCCGGGCCUGGCGUUUGACUUGCCUCACUAUCUUGAGCCAAUCGUUAUACCCUUCCUCAACGACCUCAAGACACUCUUUCUGGAUUUGGGUCCCGCGUCAUUUUCCACUCUCGUUGUCAGCAAGGGGGGAAGUUAUGAGGGUUAUCUUGGCCUCCCCUUAGUGACGUUCCUCUCUAAGACGCCAUCUUUAGAGCACCUGAGAUUGAAUUAUCGGCAUUGCACUGUCGAUGAAAUCAAACACCUUUUUCAAUGGCUAACUAGUCCGCCAGAGACCCCUGAUCGCCCAGAUCUAUCCACUCCAACGGUAGGCCAAGGAGUUAAUGGGAAUACCAUACAAAACAAUCUACCACGAGUACCACAGACUCCAGCAUUCCAGCAUUUGAAAGAGCUUGAGAUCGGGUUAGUUACUAUCGAACCAUCCCAGCUUCUCAGCAUCUACAAGCGGUUUAAGCCUAGUCUACGUAUCAUCUCCUUGCACAAGGUUACCUUCACUACUCAAUCGCAGACUGUAACACCGGAGAGGGUCAACCUUUGGGGUGCGUUCUUUGGUCAGAUGGCAAAACUCAAAUUCGACCUCACCACCAUACGACUCUCCUUUCUGAGACAAAUACACGCUAUGACAUCGUAUCCGGUUGAAUUUAAAGUCAAGAGCCGAUCGCCGAAUACUCCACAUAAUAUCACGGAAUGGACUGGUAAUGAUUUCGAACGUGCCUCAGGAGAAUUAAUCGACGCAAUGACUAUUGAUUGGCCUUCGGAGGAUAGCACAGAAGACAGCGAUGCCUUUGAAUCAGAUGGUAUGUAUUGGUUCCAUACAGCAUACUCCAUAUAUUAGGACAUUACUAGAUGUACCUAACAUAGACGAUGGAUAGGGCCUUGAUGACGAGUAGGGCCAAAUGAUAAAAUUCAUAAUGCAACUAGGAUACCAAGUUCUAUUGACCAUUCCCUGGAUAGUCCGGGUUGGGCAAGGUCUAUGACUACCUAAGGUAGUUUAUCAUAAGAACGAGAACCUGGUAUUUAACGAUGGACUUCUGGUCAAGUGGUAUAUUUGUAAUUAAUUGGACUGCAUGAUUUCUAUAAGGUACCCACAACUACCUUAGGUUAGGUAGACAAUAAAAGUUCCCUCGCGGGAUGCCAAACAGCUUCUAUAUGGGUUUAAACGCUCUUGUCGAAAAAGUCUAGGAUCCUGGCAUAUGUAUCCGGUGCGGUAUACUCCUAUUUGAGGUUAGUACUAACGUCCCUAAGGGA